CUGGACGUUCCCCUCACGGGGGGCGCGGAGCGGCCGCUGGGGGGCGCGGCGGGGCGGCGGCGGCGCGAUGGCGGACUACGAGGCGGUGCAGCGCGGGCCGCUGCGGCUGAAGGGCAGCGGCGGGGCCCUGGGCGCCGGCAAGCGGAAGAAGAAAAAGGCGAAGGACAAGGCCCAGAUGCUGGAGCAGAUCGUCAGCAGCAAGAAGCAGGAGGAGGAGAAGAAGCGCGGCCUGGACAAGCGGACGCCGGCGCAGGUGGCCUACGAGAAGAUGCAGGAGAAGCGGCAAAUGGAGCGGAUCCUGAAGAAAGCCUCCAAAACCCACAAGCAGAGGGUGGAGGACUUCAACAGGCACCUGGAUACUCUGACUGAGCAUUACGACAUUCCGAAAGUCAGCUGGACUAAGUGAAGGGACUGCUUUCCGAGGCUGGGGAUCAGGAGUUGUGUUUUGUUUGGUUUGAGCAGGGUUGCCAUGUAAACCUGCAUCUGCUCCGUACUGAGAGUGUAAUAUAUCUUCUGAACGUUUAUGACUUUGUACUGUCUUAUUUCAUUGUUUUGUUUUUUAAAAGCAAAUAUUCAACAAAGUCUCUUCCUGGCGGAUGAGCUCUGAUUUAUGUAGGUGCAGAGGGCUUUUUUUUUUACUGCUUAAAGUGAGAUUAAGGCCAAGAUCGAUUGCUGUGAGGCAGCUGGAAAACAUGCCUUUGUUUAAUACUAACAGUUCUUUUUGGAGGUGAAGGGUCUGACAGUCUCACAUAGCGUAAGCUUCUCUUGUAAGUUAUGGGAAUUGUGUAAUUUCCUUCUAUCUAGAGUUCUUUCAGAGGUGGGGGGUCUGCUGUAACUUGUAACUUUGAUGUAACUUAUUAAAAUGCUGCUUUCA
This is a messenger RNA of Chroicocephalus ridibundus (black-headed gull), 874 nucleotides long. RefSeq names its product family with sequence similarity 32 member A (gene FAM32A). Gene Ontology annotation, cellular component: nucleolus. NCBI's taxonomy places the organism in Eukaryota, Metazoa, Chordata, Aves, Charadriiformes, Laridae. The record is from RefSeq and is a predicted model, not a curated record. The coding region runs from base 68 to 406 and encodes 112 amino acids. The transcript has 4 exons.